AUGAAAGAUUUGGACAGGAAACGCUCAGUAACUAACAAAAGAUUUGGGGGCAGACUUGCUUUACAGGUACAUAGUGGAAAUUUGGUCCUUUCGACAAAACGACCUCAGGCCUCUCAUGAUUUCUUUUUAUCUACAGAACCCCCAACUCCUAUUGCCCCUCCUGAGCUGCUGGCUGUUGGAGCCACCUACCUGUGGAUCAAACCCAACGCCAACUCCAUCAUCGGAGACGGGCCCAUCAUACUGAAAGAGGUGGAGUAUCGGACAACCACUGGGAACUGGGCAGAAACACACAUUGUGGACUCUCCCAAUUACAAACUGUGGCAUCUGGACCCAGAUGUGGAGUAUGAGAUCAGAGUGCUGCUGACUCGCCCUGGAGAAGGAGGCACAGGACCGCCUGGACCACCACUCACAACAAGGACAAAAUGUGCAGGUUCCUUCAUGAUGGUGAACAGCUCUGGACGGGCAUCUGGGCAGAAAGCUCACUUACUUUUGCCCACCUUGAAGGAAAAUGACACACACUGCAUCGACUUCCAUUACUACUUAUCCAGCAGAGAUCGGUCAAGUCCUGGCUCUCUGAAUGUCUACGUGAAAGUGAAUGGAGGACCACAGGGCAAUCCCAUAUGGAAUGUCUCAGGGGUUGUUACAGAAGGAUGGGUGAAGGCGGAACUUGCCAUCAGUACGUUCUGGCCACAUUUUUAUCAGGUGAUAUUUGAAUCUGUCUCUGUGAAAGGACAUCCAGGGUACAUAGCUGUGGAUGAAGUCAGAGUUCUUGCCCAUCCAUGCAGAAAAGCACCCCAUUUCUUACGGCUUCAGAAUGUGGAGGUUAACGUGGGACAGAACGCGACGUUCCAGUGCAUUGCUGGGGGAAAGUGGUCCCAGCAUGACAAACUCUGGCUCCAGCAGUGGAAUGGGAGGGACACAGCACUAAUGGUCACUCGAGUCGUCAACCACAGGCGUUUCUCUGCUACGGUCAGCGUUGCUGACACCUCGCAACGCAGUAUCAGCAAAUACCGCUGUGUCAUUCGCUCAGAUGGUGGAUCUGGAGUUUCAAAUUAUGCAGAAUUAAUAGUGAAAGUGUUUGAUUACUCAACACAGAUGUAA
Molecule: messenger RNA, 1101 nt
Organism: Meleagris gallopavo (turkey)
Lineage: Eukaryota; Metazoa; Chordata; Aves; Galliformes; Phasianidae
Source: RefSeq, a predicted model, not a curated record